Neofelis nebulosa (Clouded leopard) is the source of this 1335-nucleotide messenger RNA. RefSeq names its product sex hormone binding globulin (gene SHBG). Lineage: Eukaryota; Metazoa; Chordata; Mammalia; Carnivora; Felidae. The record is from RefSeq and is a predicted model, not a curated record. Gene Ontology annotation, molecular function: steroid binding.
CCACCGAGCCACCCACCCAGGCGCCCCUCCGCUGUUGUUCUGAUGGAGGAUGCUGCUUGGGGUGCAGGGCAGGACUGUGUCUGGACCUCGGGCCUGGGGAGGCAGCCUCCUCAGGGUGAUCUGAGCCACAGAGAGGACCGCGGCCGAUUAUGGAGAGCAGAGGCCCACUGGCCGCAUCGCCGGGGCUGCUGCUGCUGUUGCUGCUGCCACUGCCACCUCACGGCCACCAGAGGAUCCAGGACCCUCCUGCUGUGCGCCUCAGCAGUGGUUCAGGACAAGAGCCUAUCACCAUCAUGACCUUUGACUUCACCAAGAUCAGGAAAACCUCUUCCUCCUUUGAGCUUCGAACCUGGGAUCCAGAGGGAGUGAUUUUUUAUGGCGAUACCAACCCCCAGGAGGACUGGUUUGUGCUGGGGCUUCGAGAUGGCAGGCCCGAGAUCCAAAUGCACAACCACUUGGCCCAGCUUACGGUGGGCGCCCGGCCCCGGCUGGACGAUGGGAAGGGGCACCAGGUGGAAGUGAAGGUCCUCGGGGACUCACUGCUGCUGAGUGUGGAUGGGGAGGAGGUGCUGUGCCUGAGACAGGUCUCUGGGCCUCUGGGCAGCAAAGUCCAGCCUGUCGUGACGAUUGCACUCGGGGGACUGUUGUUCCCUGUCUCCAGUCUCCGUUUGCCGCUGGUCCCCACCCUGGAUGGCUGUCUGCGCCGGGAAAAUGGGCUGGACCAACAGGCCCAGACCUCGGUGUCUCCCCUUACCAGCAGCCUCAGAAGCUGCGCUGCAGAGUCCCAGCCUGGCACAUUCUUCCCUCCGGGGACUCGAGCAGAAUUCAGUCUCCAAGGUAAAGGCGGUUUUUCCCUCCAUGGCCGGCCCUUUGUCUGCCUUCCCCUGUCCUCUGGCCACCUCCUUGCCCUUGGGACCCCAGAAAACCCUCCUUGGCUCAGCCUCCGGCUCCAAGAUCAAAAAGUGGUGCUGUCCUCUGUGUCGGGCCCACAGCUGGAUCUGCCUCUGGUCUUGGGACCCCCUCUUCAGCUGAAGCUGGGCGAGUCUGGGGCUGUCUUGAGCCAGAGGCCUAAGAAGGAGAUCCUUGCCCUGCCUCUCUUGGAUCCUGCCUCCCUCCUCAACCUCUGGGUCCAGCCACAGGGGCGCCUCUUCCUGGGGGCUCUGCCAGGAGAGGCUUCUUCGGCCUCCUUUUGCUUGGAUGGCCUUUGGGCACAAGGCCAGAAGUUGGACAUGGACCGGGCCCUGAGCAGAAGUCAGAACAUCUGGACUCACAGCUGUCCCCAGAGCCUAGGCAAUGACACGGACAGCACCCAUUAAACCCCCACCUAAGAAUCCC